Nylanderia fulva is the source of this 1935-nucleotide messenger RNA. The record is from RefSeq and is a predicted model, not a curated record. NCBI's taxonomy places the organism in Eukaryota, Metazoa, Arthropoda, Insecta, Hymenoptera, Formicidae.
CGCAGCGUGGCGAAAUUAUCAUUCUUACGGACAGAUGUUUUGGCGCUUGAUGGGGUGGAAGGCCGCGAUUUGGUGGUACAUUUUGAGAUUAGGUUCGAUCCGCGAUAUCAGACUAUAACUACUGGAAAUAUCGUGGACAUUCUGUCGCGGGAAUUAAAUCCCGAAACAUCGCGCUAUUUGGCGAAUCUGACAAUAGAGAUGAAGAGUCUCGAAGUACAAGAAAGUCUAAAGGCCCUGAACGCUCAAAUUAAUCCACAAUCAUCCAUCUCGACAUUACCGCCUACAACGACAGCACCUCCGCCAAGAAAAUGCAACAAGCUGGACUUGCCUUAUUGUAAACAUCUCCCUUAUAAUAUUAGCUCGUAUCCAAAUAUAUUGGAGCAUAAAUCGUUGGCAGAUGUCGAAGAGGAUGUUAUUGCUUUCAUAUAACUAGUGGACGCGGAAUGCUAUCCAUUGGCCUACGACUUUAUCUGUCAGGUGCUGCAGCCUGCGUGUCAAUUGGGUCAUCCGGAAGAUGUGCUGCAGUUGCCUUGUAGGAGCUUUUGCAGGGAAUUUUGGAAUGGAUGCGGCAGUCGUCUUUCUGAGAAGAUAAAACGGGCCUUGGAUUGUUCCAAUUUUCCCGAAUAUAUCGGGCCUGGUAGUUGCAGACCAAAGCCAGGAUGUGUGCAAGCACUUCAGUCUAAAGCUUUAUCACCGAGAAUUUGCGACGGCGUAAUCGAUUGUCCGGAUCUUUCGGAUGAAAAAAACUGUGCCUAUUGUCGAGAUGGUUACAUGCAUUGCGGAGUAGGAAGAACCUGUAUUCCGCAUACAAAACGAUGCGAUGGCAAAGUGGACUGUCCGAAUGGCAGCGAUGAAAAAGAUUGUCUACUUUUGGCACCGAGCGUGCAUGUAUUAAAAUCACAAUCUUGGAGCACACCUCAUGUCGCGAAAUACAAUAAAGAGGGAUAUGUUGUAUUUAGUGAAAAAGGUACUAUUGGCAAACUUUGUACGGCAAAUCUAAAUGCUACCUUACCAGAAACUGAAAUGGAUAAUGUUCUUCAAACGGCAGCAAGCUCACUCUGUACUUUACUCACAUAUACUGGCGUAGCUCUUGUUGAAGUAAGAAUUGAUGACGAAGAAGAUGUCCCAUAUGUAUACAUGGAAGAUCCAUCAGCACCGGAAAUCACUUUUGUCAGGGCUCCUUGUCCUAGCAAGGAAGUCCUAUACGUUCGUUGUUCCGAUCUUGAAUGUGGAAUACAACCUUUACGUACAAGUGACGGAACUCAAAGUCUUAAUAAGAUGGCAGAACCCGGUGACUGGCCUUGGCAUGUUGCGCUUUUCAAGGAGGGAGUUCAUGUUUGCGAUGCUACUCUUGUGGCGGAAAAUUGGUUGCUCACAACUGCGUAUUGCUUUCAAGGUCAACCCAAAGCAGAAUGGUCGGCUAUACUUGGUGUCGUACGACUAUCGAGUACAUCACCUUGGCAACAAGAACGCAGAAUCGUUGGCAUGAUUAAAUCACCGGUGGAAGGUACGACUGUUCUGAUAAAACUGGAUAGACCAGUAACUUUCUCGGAUUUUGUGAGACCAAUUUGCUUGCCCUCCAACGAAGACUCACCGAGCAAUACAUCACAAUGCAAUACUUUGGGUUGGGCAAGAAAUCGUGAUUUAUUACAAAGAGUACAGUUGAAACAUAGUGCAAUGGAAAAGUGUGAAAAUAUUAGUAUUCCUUCGGUGAACAGUUGCACUGAGCAAGCAUAUUCCAUGGACGAUUGCAAUGAAGAAGAACUCGCUGGCAGUCCAAUGUUGUGCCUUCAAACAGAUAAUCGAAGAUUUUUGGCUGGUAUUGGUAAUUGGAGAAUAGCUUGCUCGAAGGAUGGCAUCGAAAGGCCUCGUUAUGAUAAAAUUGCAUCACAUAUUGACUGGAUUAAUCUACCAUUAGUUGAAAGCUUUAAUUGA